GGGACCUGAUCCUACUUAAUUUCCCGAACCUAAUUUACUCGUCGCCUUUUCUUCCUUUUCGCACACCAGAUCUUCGAACACAUAGACCGCGAAUUAGACGACGGCUCGUUGUUUUAACUAUAAUGAAGUUGACAAACGUGAUCCUCGGCGCGGCCGCAUUAACGCACGGCAUCAAUGCCGUCGCCGUCCCAGAAGCCGAGGCUGUUGCGCUAGAUACCCGGACACCUCAGCCAGAAUCCGAGACGCAUUUCGAGCGCUCAAGCAACGAAGAGCUAUGGAAGCGUAAGGGUGGUGGUGGUGGCGGCGGUCGUGGAGGUGGUAGCGGUGGAGGCCGAGGAAGUGGAAGCGGUCGCGGCGGCGGCGGUGGUGCUGGUGGCCGUGGCCUCGGCUCGUCCACCAGCAACGUAGGUGGCCGCACAACGACUGGCAGCGGGCCAACCCCGGCAUACGGCGGCGGAGCAUACUACGGUGGCGGCGCAACUGUACCCUACAAAGCCGGAAACUCAGCAGGCAGAAUUGCGCCUGCUCUUCUCACCGGCGCUGCGAUCGGUGGCAUCGGUUUCCUAGGCGUCAGCUACCUAUACGGCGCGUACGCGUACCCAUACUACCACCACUACUACUACCACAACGCGACGACCGACAUGAACGAGACGAAGCCCGUGAUCUGCGUCUGCGACCCCUACGACACUUGCACAUGCGACGACAACGGCAACCAAACCUACUUCAACAGCGUCAUCGGCAACGGCUCGUACGAAGGCCUGAACCACACCCUCGUCACCAUCGCCAAGAACGACACCACCGGUAACCUGACUAUCUACAUCAACGGACAGGUGCCCAACGGCACCACCGCCGCCGGGGGUACCGAGGAUCCCAGCGCGGCGAACAGCAUGAUCGCUCUCGCGAAAGCUGCGGGCUGGUGGCCUGCUGCCACGAUGGCCUUCGCCAUUGCCUUUUUAGUAUAAUCGAUCAAAAUUCCGGCUUUAUCGGGAUAGACGGACGCAGCUCUUCCUCCGUAUCAACUUUGCUUUUCUCUACGAUGAACCGGGGUAAAAAAUGAUAUAGCCUCCUAUG
Messenger RNA from Xylaria bambusicola, 1071 nucleotides. RefSeq lists its product as uncharacterized. NCBI's taxonomy places the organism in Eukaryota, Fungi, Ascomycota, Sordariomycetes, Xylariales, Xylariaceae. The transcript has 2 exons. The coding region runs from base 123 to 962 and encodes 279 amino acids. The record is from RefSeq and is a predicted model, not a curated record.